This is a messenger RNA of Indicator indicator, 2590 nucleotides long. RefSeq names its product mitochondrial tRNA translation optimization 1 (gene MTO1). The record is from RefSeq and is a predicted model, not a curated record. Gene Ontology annotation, molecular function: flavin adenine dinucleotide binding. Gene Ontology annotation, biological process: tRNA wobble uridine modification; tRNA methylation. NCBI's taxonomy places the organism in Eukaryota, Metazoa, Chordata, Aves, Piciformes, Indicatoridae. Gene Ontology annotation, cellular component: cytosol.
AUGUUGGUGCGGAGCAGCUGGCGCCGCUUGGCGCUCCCCUCGGCUCCGCCGCUCAGGCACUGCCGGGCGGGCAGCGAGGUGGCGGCGGAGGCCCAGCGGUACGAGGUGGUGGUGGUCGGCGGGGGCCAUGCAGGGACGGAGGCGGCAGCGGCGGCCGCUCGCGGCGGGGCUCGCACGCUGCUGCUCACGCACAGGAUCAGCACCAUCGGAGAGAUGUCCUGCAACCCUUCCUUCGGCGGCAUCGGGAAGGGGCAUCUCAUGCGGGAGGUGGACGCGCUGGACGGACUGUGCGGGCGGCUUUGCGACCGCUCCGGGGUGCACUACAAAGUGCUGAACCGCUGCAAGGGCCCUGCUGUCUGGGGCCUCCGCGCCCAAAUCGAUCGCGGCCUCUACAAGGAGAUGAUGCAGAAAGAAAUCCUCAACACACCGCUGCUGACAGUCCGUGAGGCAUCUGUGGAGGAUCUCCUCUUGGCAGAGCCAGAAGCAGACUGUGCUGGGAAGUGCCAAGUCAUUGGAGUCAUCCUGGGGGAUGGGAGCUCGGUGCGGGCUGGCAGCGUUGUCCUGACCACCGGCACCUUCCUGAGGGGCGCAGUCGUGCUGGGGCUGGAGAGGCAGGCGGCCGGGCGCCUGGGGGAGCAGCCUGCCGUGGGCCUGGCUCACACCCUGGAGCAGCUGGGGUUUGCCAUGGGCAGGCUGAAGACUGGCACCCCCCCUCGCCUUGUCAAGGACACCAUCGACUUCAGGGGGCUGGAGGAGCGAGUGGCUGACAACCCCCCGGUGCCCUUCAGCUUCCUCAGCAAGGCUGUGUGGAUCAAGCCAGAAGCUCAGCUGUCCUGUUACCUGACCCGCACUACCCUGAGAGCCCAGCAGAUUGUCCAGGAUAACCUCCACCUGAACAACCACGUCAGGGAGACCACCAGGGGCCCAAGGUACUGCCCCUCCCUGGAGUCGAAGGUUCUGCGCUUCCCCAACCGAGAGCACCAGGUGUGGCUGGAGCCUGAAGGCUUGGACUCCAAUGUCAUCUACCCCCAGGGCUUGUCCAUGACACUGCCACCUGAGCUCCAGGAGCAGGUGAUCAACUCCAUACCAGGCUUGGAAAGAGCCAAGAUGUUGCAGCCAGGCUAUGGGGUGCAGUAUGACUUUCUGGAUCCCCGACAGCUGACUGCCUCCCUGGAGUCUCGCCUGGUGCAGAGCCUCUUCUUUGCAGGCCAAGUGAAUGGCACCACAGGCUAUGAGGAAGCUGCAGCCCAGGGGGUGAUUGCUGGGAUCAAUGCCUGCCUGCGGGUGCAGGGCAAGCCUCCUUUCCUGGUCAGUCGCACCCAGGGCUACCUUGGGGUCCUGAUUGAUGACCUGACCACGCUGGGCACCAGUGAGCCCUACCGGAUGUUCAGCAGCCGCGUGGAGUUCCGCAUGUCCCUGCGGCCGGACAAUGCCGACGCCAGGCUCACCCCCAGAGGCUUCGAGGAGGCUGGGUGUGUGUCCCAGCAGCGAUAUGAACAAGCAGUGAAGAUGAGAACUGCCUUAGAGGAUGGAAUUGCAACCCUGAAGUCCCUUCAGUUCAGCAUCUCCAAGUGGUCUCACUUGAUACCAGAAGUUCCCAUCAGUAGCAGUCGAAGGUCACCUGCCAGUGCCUUUGACAUCCUUCAAUACCAAGAGGUCAACAUGGAUGUGCUGGCAAGGGCUGUCCCAGAGCCCCUGGCAAAGCUUGCUCAGUGGAGAGAACUGGCAGAGAGACUGAAAAUAGAAGCUGCUUAUGAGUGGUGUGUGGCCAACCAGCAGCAGGAAAUAGAAGAAGUACUUCGUGAUGAAGGCCUGCAGCUGCCAGAGGACUUGGAUUACUUUGCCAUUGAUGCCUCCCUCUCGGCGGAGGUGCGAGAGAAGCUGGAUGCCAGCCGGCCCCGGACGAUUGGGGCUCUCAGCCGCAUCCCUGGAGUCACUCCAGCUGCUGUGGUCAACCUGCUGAGGUUUGUCAAGGCUCAGCACCACAAGGCACAGCCCAAAGCUUCCCCUGGGGCUGCCAAUCGCUUGCAAGGGGAAAUGUGCUUGGAGAAGGCAGCUUCCCCCAGGCAAAUGUCAGCAGAGCUUCCUGAAGAGGCCCUGGAGCACCUUGGCUAAAACCCCUCCUGCAAGGUUACCUGUGGCAGAGGUGCCAGCUGCAGCCAGGGCAGUGGCACUUGUAUCCCCUGGCAGGGGCCCUGAGCUCCACGAAGAUGAGCAAAGUGCAAACAUUAAGUGCGUGCUCAGGAGCCUAACUGCAGCCCUGAUGUUGCCACCCAAAUGAAGGAGGGGAAUUGCUUUGGCAGUGCUGCUCCUGGGAGGAUGUCAGACAGUCAGCAGCUGCUGCAAGCAUCUUGGGAAGGAGAGUGAGCUGCUGGCUGAGCUGCCUGAGGAGUGUUCCCCUGCUGGGCCCAGGCAGCACAAGAGAAUUGGAGCUGGAAAGUGCCUUCCAGUGCCUUCAGUGUCCCUUGCUGGGCAGUGACUGCCAGGCUCUGCCCCUUUGGUCUGAUGGCAGCCAGCAGCAGCCCCUUGGCUCUGGAAACAUGUGCCACACACAUGGCUAAGCUUGGGUGAGAGAAUGUGUGAUGUAAGC